AUGGCUACUCAUCUCAGACAAACCUCCCCUAUCUUUUGUAUCUUUCCCCAAAAGAAGGUUUUCAAUCGAAAAUUCCUGAAGCAUAGUGGGAAGAUGUCAUCAACCACAACACAAACCGAUCAUGAAAUUGGGAAACAGCUCCAAUACCAAGAUCAGUCAGAGCUCCUUGACGCAAUCGACGAGUUGAGUCGAAGAGGUCUUCGAAACUAUGUGUCCCUGCCACAAAUCAUCGUUUGCGGUGAUCAGUCGUCGGGCAAAAGCUCAGUCCUCGAAGCCAUUUCUCAUGCUCGAUUCCCCACCAACGGUACCUUAUGCACAACAUUUGCUACAGAGUUAGUAGUACGCAGAUCUCCAAGCAAUGGAGCUUUAGUUUGUAUCAUCCCAGGGGCGUCGCGUAUCAACAACCAAGAAGCCAUAACCAAACUCCAGAACUUUUCUGGCAGCAGUGUCAAGAACGAGCCCGGGGAUUUAACUUUCUUAAUAGAGGAAGCAACGCAAGCCAUGAAAGAUGCUUCCAAGGCGACGGGAAACCCUUUUUUCGAUGAUACCUUGCGCAUACAGCUUUGCAAACCUGACUGGCCGCCAAUUACAAUUGUCGAUCUGCCAGGGUUAAUUCACGCCGAGAACCAAGACCAGACUCAGGACGACGUGAAACUCGUGCGAGACCUUGUUAAUCGGUAUAUGGAAAAUCCACGAAGCAUCAUCCUCGCCAUUGUGUCUGCUGAGAAUGACGCUGCACUUCAAAUCGUUCUCCGCUUGCGAAAGUCGCCGAUCCUGAUAGAAAAAGAACCAUGGGUAUAA
Messenger RNA from Glarea lozoyensis ATCC 20868, 801 nucleotides. Its product is annotated as P-loop containing nucleoside triphosphate hydrolase. The record is from RefSeq and is a predicted model, not a curated record. The transcript has a single exon. Lineage: Eukaryota; Fungi; Ascomycota; Leotiomycetes; Helotiales; Helotiaceae. Gene Ontology annotation, cellular component: membrane; microtubule; cytoplasm. The coding region runs from base 1 to 801 and encodes 266 amino acids. Gene Ontology annotation, molecular function: GTPase activity; GTP binding; microtubule binding.